Molecule: messenger RNA, 929 nt
Organism: Moneuplotes crassus
Lineage: Eukaryota; Ciliophora; Spirotrichea; Euplotida; Euplotidae
Source: the annotation of a GenBank genome assembly
AUGGAGAGCCAAAAUAGACUGGGAGAGAAAGAUAAUUCAGAAUACUUGAAAGAAGAGAAAAUAACCUUGGAAGAAGAAAAUAGAGUCAACAAAAGAGUUGGAUCCAGCUAUUCUUUUAAUAAUUUAGCAGCUAAAUUGGAGCAUCGAGUAGUUGGUGAUGCAAAUCCAGAAGACAUCCUUCUUAACUACAAGAUCGUUGAUUUUAGAAGACAACAGACAUUAGCUUUUGCUAAGAAGCCUAACUUUUUGGGAUCAUUUGGCUUUCAAAAAUUUUGUUUUCAUUCCAUGAACACAAAAUAAGACUAUUGUAAAUUGUAUCAAUUCCUCAUUUCCUAAGAAAAUGAAAGCUUUACAGAUUUACUCUCACAGAACUUUAACCUCGAAUAUCUCUCCUGUUUUCAAUGCAAUGAUGAGGAUAAGCCACAGAGUAUCAGAGGAACUUUGGAUUCUUUAUUCCAGAAUCAGUGCUCAUCAGUUUAAGAGAGUCAUGGCUUCAUAUAAGCAUGUUAACAGAAUAAGAUUCCAUGAUUGCAAAAUCUCAAUACCUGCAGUCUUUGACCUUUCCCAAUCAUUGAGAGAUACGAAGAUCAAUGAGCUUGAAUUUUUAAGAUGAGAAGACCCUGAAUCUUCUGACUCGACGAGCGACUCUCAAAGCAUUAUCAAUCUAAUUCAAGGGCUAGCCACUUCUCCAGAUUUUAAGCACAGUAUCAAAAGAAUAGUUGCUUUGGAUUGCGGAAUUGAAGACACAAAAUACACAGAAAUUCUUGACGAAAAUGGGUUUAAUCAUGUUGAGUCGCACUAAAAAUGUGACAUACUUCCUUAUAUCCCUCCUUUUGCUCUUUAAAUACCCAAAUCAUUCAUUAUCCAUCCUGUCUGUCCAUUCCUCACCCUUGGGAGUGCCUAACCCCCCAAAACCCCACUUUCUCUUU